GGCAGUUAACGCUAGAGACUGCUGGUGAUCGGAGAUGACGGACGAAUACAAGGAAGUUUCUCCUGUGGUCCAAACGACCCAUGGAAAAGUGAAGGGAACACUUCUGAAGGGCAUCUAUGACGAUCAGUUCUACGCUUUUGAUGGCAUUCCAUAUGCUGUUCCUCCACUCGGAACUCUCCGCUUUAAGGAGCCCCACGCUCUUAAGCCAUGGCAUGGAAUUCGAGAUUGCUCCAAGCCAUUAAACAAGUGCCUUCAAGUUAGCUCCGUAACCAAGUUGGUGGAAGGCUCCGAGGACUGCCUUUACCUUAAUAUAUCAGUUAAAACUCUGAUCGGCGAUCCUAUGCCCAUAAUGGUUUAUAUCCAUGGAGGUGCCUUUAAGGGCGGUGAUUCUUCGAGACGGGCUUGGGGUCCGGACUAUUUUAUGAAGGAAAACGUUGUCUAUAUAAGCAUUGGCCAUCGGCUGGGACCAUUGGGUUUUCUGAGUUUUGAGGACCCAACUCUAGAAAUUCCCGGCAAUGCUGGUCUUAAGGACGUAAUAUUGGGUCUUGAAUGGAUCAAGGCAAAUGCUGUUAACUUCAAUGGAGACCCUGAUAGAAUUACUAUUUUUGGUCACAGCUCCGGCAGCAUGACCGUUCAAUUGCUGUUGGCAAGUCCCCGAGCAGAAGGACUGUUCCACAGAGCCAUACUUUUGGCUGGAAUAUCCCUGGAAGUCAAUCGUCUGCCGCAAAUGGAAUACCGUCUGGCCAAACAUUUGGGAUACGAAGGAGAGAACAUCGAUAGCCAGGUUUUAGAGUUCCUUUUGAAGGCAGAUCCGCAUCUCCUCGUCUCUGCUGAUUUUUUUACUCCCGUGGAGAAAAGUCAAGGGAUUUCUAUGGCCUUCAGGCCGAGUAUAGAGAGCUAUGUGACUCCAAAUGCUGUUCUUUUAGCGGAACCCAUUGACCUCCAGCGAACAUCUUGGAGCAAUCGAAUUCCCAUCAUCUUGGGCGCCAACAGUGGCGAGGGCAUGACUGUCAUAAACUUCUUGAAAUUGAAUCCGACAUGGCUGAAGAACUUUCAGCACAAUCCAGAGCGUGCAUUACCGUGGACCCUAAGAAGUCGCUGUGAUCCCGGCCAGCGGCGUCAGUUGGGUCAAGAGCUGAUCCACCACUUCUGCCAGGCCCACGGACAUGAGUUGACUUUGAAUCACGGAAAUGCUAUAAUGGACCUCUUUAACCAUGGCUUUGUGCAUACAUUAGACCGAUUGAUCCAAUCCAGAUUGACUUACGGGCAGGCACCCACUUACCUUUAUCGCUUCGAUUUCGAUUCCCCGGACUUUAAUUUCUACAGGAUUCGCUUUAUGGGUAAAGAGCAGCGGGGAGUGGGUCAUGUGGACGAACUGGGAUACAUUUUCGUGCUCCCCGCCACCUUUAAGUUGGACAAAUCUCGACCAGAGUUCACUGCCAUCUGUCAAAUGGUUGCCAUGUUUGUUCACUUCGCAGCCACAUCAGAUCCCAAUGCUCCACUAACUAAGGAACUGGUGGAAUGGAAGCCAGUGACUCGAUUUGGCAAACGAAUGGUUCUCAACAUCAGUGAGGAACUAAAGUUUAUUCCCCAUCCAGAUAUGCCGAAGCUAAAGUUUUUCGAUCGUCUUUAUGAAAAGGCCGGAGUGCCAUUAUUUUAACUAAAAAUCGAUUGUUCAAAAAUAAAUUUAAAGGAGUA
This is a messenger RNA of Drosophila eugracilis, 1698 nucleotides long. Its product is annotated as esterase B1. The transcript is spliced from 4 exons. The coding region runs from base 35 to 1660 and encodes 541 amino acids. The record is from RefSeq and is a predicted model, not a curated record. NCBI's taxonomy places the organism in Eukaryota, Metazoa, Arthropoda, Insecta, Diptera, Drosophilidae.